UUUCCAAGCCUCUCAACCUGCACCGUGUUUUGUUUGUCUGUCUGCGCUCCGACGAUGAAACCGCCAAGUCCGCCGGCUCGACACCAGCACGGGAAAACUCUCCUCACUCCCCGCUCAUGAGGACUCCGGUCCCCGCGGAGGACGCACGGAGCAGGACCGAACGGGAGCACCGAGCGCGGGGGCCGAGGAGCGGAACGAAGGGAGCCGCUUGGAUGAGAGUCUGACUAGGCAUUUUCUCCCCGGUGACAGAGGCAAUCUCAGCGGCGCAUCUUCCCGGAUAGGCGCUCCUCCUCCCCUCCCCUCUCCUCCUCCAUCUCCUCCUCCUGCCCUUCCGCGGCUGCAGCCCCGCCGACCAUGGCCCUGGUGACUCUGCAGCGCUCUCCCACCCCCAGUGCAGCAUCCUCGGCCAGCACGACCAACAGCAGUGCGGGGGAGGACUUUGGGAGCGAUGAUGACAGGAAAAAUAACCAGAGUCUCAGUGAGAGCUUCUUCAUGGUCAAAGGAGCCGCCCUCUUCCUCCAGCAGGGCGGCAGCACACAAGGACCCAAGACCCCGACCCACCACAAACAUGCAGGUGAUUUACCUCAACAUCUGCAGGUCAUGUUUAAGGUCCUCCGGUCUGAAGAUCGCAUUAAGUUGGCUGUGCGGUUAGAGAGCGGAUGGUCAGAUCGAGUGCGCUACAUGGUUGUUAUCUAUACCAACGGCCAUCAAGACACAGAGGAAAACAUUGUGCUGGGAAUGGACUUCACAGACAAGGACAGUAAAAGUUGCUCUAUUGGGAUGGUGCUGCCUCUGUGGAGCGACACCAACAUACAUCUAGAUGGAGAUGGAGGCUUCAGUGUGAACACGGCAGGGCGAUCACAUGUCUUCAAGCCUGUAUCUGUGCAGGCCAUGUGGUCUGCCCUGCAGGUCCUCCAUAAGGCAUGCGAGGUGUCGCGCCGGUUCAACUACUUCCCAGGAGGCAUUGCACUCACAUGGAUGGCCUUCUACGAGAGCUGCAUCACUUCAGAGCAGAGCUGCCUCAAUGAGUGGAACGCUAUGACUGAUCUGGAGAGCACCCGGUCGGAUUCUCCCACCAUGUUUGUCGACCGGCCAACUGAGCGAGAGAGGACGGAGUGUCUCAUUAAAGCCAAAUUACGCAACAUCAUGAUGUUCCAAGACCUGGAAAACAUCACUUCCAAGGAGAUCCGUAACGAGCUGGAGCAGCAUAUGAGCUGCAACCUGAAAGAAUACAAGGAGUUCAUAGACAACGAGAUGCUUCUGAUCCUCGGCCAGAUGGACAAGGCCACGCUUAUUUUUGAUCACGUUUAUUUGGGCUCUGAGUGGAAUGCUUCUAACCUGGAAGAACUACGGGACUGUGGGGUGGGUUACAUUCUGAAUGUAACCAGAGAGAUUGACAACUUCUUCCCAGGGAUGUUUUCGUAUCACAAUGUUCGAGUGUACGAUGAGGACGCCACCGACCUACUGGCCCACUGGAACGACACCUACAACUUUAUUGUCAAAGCCAAGAAGAAUAAUUCCAAGUGCCUGGUGCACUGUAAGAUGGGGGUGAGCCGGUCUGCCUCUACAGUUAUUGCCUAUGCAAUGAAGGAGUACGGCUGGUCUCUGGAGAAAGCCUACAACUUUGUCAAGCAGAAACGGAGCAUAGCUCAGCCGAAUGCUGGCUUCAUGAGACAGCUGGCAGAAUAUGAGGGAAUCCUAGAUGCCAGCAAACAACGUCACAACAAACUAUGGAGGCCCGAAACAGAUGAGGAGGGAGGAGAUGAUUUACAAGCGUCUGGCCACUGCACUGGUGGAGAGGAGACGCCGGUGCUCAGAGAGGAGGAGGCCUGGGGAGGCUGCGGGGCAUCUCCCUGCAGGGUUAUGGGUCUGGAGAUGGAACCCCUCGACUCUCUGAACUACAAUUAUUACUUCAGGCGUUUGUCAGACUCUGCACUCGACAGUGAGCCCUCCACCCCAGUGCGAGGUCCCCCUCUGCUAGGUAUGGAGAGAGUUUUCAUUGAAAUCGAAGAUGUGGAAAGAGACGCCCUGUUGGAGGACGAAGGUUUCCCCAUGGCCCAUUUAGCCCUGCCUGGUGAGGGCACAGCAGCCCAGACUUGCGGGCGCCUUGAUCCGCUGGAGGACAUGAGACUGAGGCUUGAGUUCAGCACUUUGGAGGAAGAGGAUGAGGAAGAAGCCAAGAAAGAGGAAGCUGAGAUGGCAGCCUUGGCUCAGACCCCUGGAAAUUCAGAUGCAAAGGAGGCUGAGCGGAGCGAGGAGAGCCGGUUAGGCUUAGCCAAUCUGAACACAAACAACAGCAACCGCCUUGCAGCCAAGCGUAGCUGUCCAGCAGCUUUUGACGACAGUGCUAGCACAGGAAACCCUUUAAAAGUGAAGCCUUCCUAUCAGUCCUGUAAAGACUGCAUGCGUCUGCCACAAGGACGGCGCUGCGACCGUCCAGCAGGAGGCCGAUCCCACCGCCUUAACCCCUCCCGCCACUGCACUGUCCCCUCCAUAUGCAUAGAUCCGCCCGGGACAAAUUUUGCUUCCACCUCUCUUCUGCAGUCUCUGCCAACCCCUUCGGUAGUCCCAUCUAACCUGGUCCAGCCCUGUGCUCAUCUGUACCGCUGUGCCACCUGCACCCCGAGCGUCGCAUCUGUCCCUCCUCUAACCAACCAACAGAAACUGGUCUCACCCAUGAACUGUGAGGAGACGCCCACUGACCGGAGCUCAGUGGAGGCGGAGGACAUGGAUGAACCGCAGGGGGGCGAUGUGGGAGAGCAGGUAUUAAGGGAGAGCGCUGAGGCUGAACCUGGUGGUUUAGUUGAGCUCCCUCAGGAGGCUCUGGCUCUACAAAUGCCAGGACUGGGGAUAGAGUUUGGUCUGGAACUGAUGCGACAAAGGGCUGAGCAGCUCGAGAAGAUGCCAAGUCUGGCCAUGGAAGGCCAGCUCCCAGUCGGGCCUCUGCCUUAAUAUAACGGCUGGAGCAUAGAUAAGAUAGAGGAAGUGGCCUACCACUGCCUCAAUCUCUAUGAUGGCUGUGAGAUAUUAGAUAACCACUGCUGGUGGAAGCUCUGCGCUGACCUCUGCUGUAAUGUCUUGGCCUCCUGGCUCAGUUUUAACUAGCUGCAGCAGCUCUCUGAGUGUCCCGUCAUCGACUGAAGGGAUUAAGAUCCACAGGAGGCUGCUUGUUUUCGCCAUGUGCUAAAGGCCUCGAUGCUUCUGUCCAUGUCGGGAUGGAAAACUUUCUCAUGUCCUUCAUCUGUCCCUCAGAUGUAAUUGAGGGCUCUUUGAACCUGCCCCCACCACCACACAUGCAGGAUCGUCACCACAUCCCAGUGGAGAUGAGCAUUAUGCUGCCAUUUGACCUCCAACAGACAGGUUUGGCAAGACAGCGGUGGCUUGUAAGAUCUAGUUGUUGUCCCUUUCUGAUAUCUGACAGUGCUAUAGUCGGCACAUUAAUGUUGAUGAAAAGAAAAAUACCUGAAGUUCCAUGCUUCUGUCAGUGUACUGUAUGUUUUCAAUCCAACUCAUCAACAGUAUUCCAGAAGGAGCUCAGUAAAUAUUUACUGUUUGAUCGCAUCCACUCUCUCCUCACGUUGCCCCUGAUAUCUGAAUUCUCACGUAACUUCACCUCCCUGCUGCAGCUGCUUUUGCAUCACCAGAGGGCAUUUCACGUGAAAGCAUAGGAAUUUUUUUUAAAAAAGGACAUGACCACAUGCAAGCCUUUUUAUGCCUCUUUGUAAAGCAUCGUACCUCGGACCACAAGCAUCUAGGACUGUUUUGGUCAAAGACUGUUUUGUUCUCUCUGCUCAGUGGCUGGUUCACCCUGACCUCCUCCAAUAAAAGUUAAUGUAAUCAUGUACUUAAAGUGCUCAGUUUAGCCCACGCAUGACUCUGCAGUAUUACAAGACAUAUCCUCAACAUGUUUAGACAGAAAAAUAAUCAAGUUGUCUUUCAUUUUUACUUUGUAAGAUUCAGAUUUGUUAGUGAUUGCACUGUAUCAAUGACAGGUGCAAUCCUUCAUCUUAUUCGUCUUCAGCCUGAAAGAAUGACAGAUUGGAAGAAACAAGACUCAGACAUUAACUCUGGUCAGAUAACCUCUGACGUAACCAAAGCCAUAUCAUGCUUUUCAAACCCAGAGGCUCCUGUGAUAAGCAUGGCUCACGUUUAAUUUUUCGGUCAUUUACUGAAAACCUUAAACUACCUUCCCCCUCGACCUACAGAUAUUUGCACACUGUUCAUAUAUAUUUUAAGCACAUGAGCACAACUCUAGUAUCCGUCACACAGUGCACAGACAUAUUUCAGAUCUAUAGCUAUAGUACAUUAAUCUGAAUUCAUUUGAGCACAAUAAACCAGAAAUAGAGACCUCCAAAAUAACUUUUAAUAAUAUCUACUAUAUUGCUUGCAGUGGAGUCCAUCCCUGUGUACAGUGUAGAUUAUUUGAUUUAAUAAUCAUCAGACAGUUAAGAGUCAACAGUUUUAUUGAUAAUUUACUGUUUUCGUGAUGUAAAAUAAAGCUUCCUUCGCUGAUGUAUGAAAAUUAGAAAAUAUUCUUAACUUACAUUACUAGCACACACAGGUUUCCACAUCUGUACCCCUACAAUCAGUCUACAAAUGUUCAUUUCAUUUUGUACAUGUUCAUAUAGCCUGCUGCAUAUUUUUUUAACAGUUUAGUGAAAAUUGUGCCACCAAUCCAAAGUUGCUGUGCCACUCGGUGUUACAGUUUGGUUUUUUUUUCUGUUUGGCUGAUGAUGAUGUGUUCCUAUUGUUUUUGGCACGCUGGGUGUGCUGGAAUGGUACAGAACGAGGCCUGUUGGUGUGCAGGAAAAGCACAUGCAAGUUGAUUUACUGUGUUUGAAGAUCUUCAGUGCUUCAGGAGAAAUGAAAACUGUGCAAAGAAUGAAUGCAAAUUAUUUAAUUAUCUUUAACUAAGGGGUUUUUUGUGUUGUUUUUAUUUUUUGUAGAUUUAGCUCUUUAAUUAGAUCAGUAGAAACUUAGACAUCAAUGCAUCCUCUGUUCCUUCUCGUACCUUAACUGAAUUUGAGGGAGCUGCAGGUUUGCUCCACUGAUUAGAUUUAAAUAUUUUAGUUUCUCCUUUAACUUGUUCUUUCCUUCUCGUGGCCAUAUGACCAUUACGUAACGCAAGGCACAAAGAAAGCUGUUGACAGCUGCUGAAAUCACACACUAUUGAAAUAAACCAUUUUAAACAGAAAAUUUUUGAAAAUAAGGAAAGUUACCAAGUAGCUUUAGGCUUGCUGAAGGCUCUGAAAGAAAGAUUCAAAAACUAAUUUGGUGUUCUGAGCAAAAUUAUAUGCAUUCUUGCCAAAAGUUAGAUGAAAAGAUUGAUACCACUCCUAUGUAAGCAUGAAGCUAGCCGUCAGCCAGUUAGCUUAGCAUAAAGACUAGAAGGCAGCUAGCACUUCUUGUUUGCAGCGUUCAUGCUAAGCUAAGCUAACCUGCUACUGGCUGUAGUUUCGCGUUUACUGACAGAAAUCUUGUAAGCUAACUAUAAGCAACAAAGCAAGUAAGCAAACUCCAAAAAAUUUCAAACUAUUCUAUUAAAAUAUUAAUAAUAUGAUUCUAGUUUACUACGGACGUUCUCAGUAUGCUAACGCUCUUGACAGGUGGCUAAAUCCUUGCGCCCCUUGACCACAGUACGAUGUUUGGUUGUUUGCUUCGUGUUUUGAACUUGUUUUUGUAUUUAAGUGCCUUAACCUCGGCCUUAGCUCUGUCAUGAAGCAUCACAGGCUUUGCAAAGUUUCUGGGAGUGUGUUGAUGGUCCGGCUUUUUGUACAUUAUUUACCCUCACUCCCAAUAAUAACCAUGUAUAAGUCAGCAUAUUAUAUUAUGUAUGCAAACACACAUAAACUCAUCCGCAGCAGCCUCCUCUCCCUCAAUACACACACUUUGAUGGACUUCCAUUUAUUAAUAGCCUAUAAUGAUAUCGUAUUUGUUUGAUAUUGUUGAGACUCGUGGUACAUUGUUUUGGUUCAAUAGCUGGCUGAAGAACCUUAAUUGCUGGAAUGAGAACUAUCAUUUACAUGAAAAUAUCACAUAGAAUGGAUUUAAGUCUUUGAAAUUUACCAGUCUGUACAUAUUUUUUGUCUACAAUUUGCUAUUUGAGUCCAUUAGGUUGCAGACGUGGUCAGUAUUAAGAAAAGUACUGAUGAUAAUGCUACUGUGUAUUGAAAAAUACUCAUCAUUGUACCACAGCAAAAAAAAAAAAAAAAAAAAAAAAAGAUCAUCUCUACUUUAGGCAAACGUUUUCAGGUUCUGUUUAAAAUGGCUUAAUUUUUUAUUGCAUUAGUCGCAGGCAGCAGACAUCAACAUGACAAUCCUACUGAAGAGCCACAGGACAUUAAGUCUUUGUGUCAUUUCUGAAGGGGGUCCGGGUAUUUAUUGAGUGUAUUUAUCGAGCACAAGUCUGCCCCAAAGCAUGUGAGCUUGAGAUGAGUGAAAAAUGUAGAAAAUGUAAAACCUCCCUGGAAGUAAAGAUUCGUUACAUUGGUUUUUUGUUAACUUUUGUGUACUGUACUGUACAUUGCCAAUGUUCAUGUGUAUGCACUUUUUUCUUUUCUUUUGUCAUCUUUUUUUUUUUUUUUUUUUUUUUUUUUACAUUUUGUUCAAAUUGUGUCCAGUCUAGUGUUUAUCAUGGAAAUAAACGAUUUUCUCUGCAUAAUCUGAUUACUCAUUUAAGUUGAUUUUUGGAGGCAUUUAAUGUAAAUAGCUCAGUGUAUUUACAGAUUGUGAGCAAGAAAAAUGUAUUUAAAUGUAAAACAUUUAUAGGAGCACAUAUUUAAUGACAACUGUAUGAAUGUAAAUUAAAAUUAAAAUGUUGCUUAAAUGCAGUUUUUAGCCAGUGCUAUCACUCCUGCAUAUAAUAAUAAGGGGUCCAUGAUGAUAUAGGUACAACGUAUUGUCCCAAAAAGGCUUUUCACUUUCCCCUUCAGUGAAAAUCAAGUUUUUUUUAACCUAACGUCCAUAUGGUGCUUUGUAUACACUCAUCGGCCACUUUAUUAGGUACACCUGUUGCUUGUUAACACAAAUAGCUAAUCAGCCAGUCAAGUGAUGUUGGUUACUAUCAAGAAAACUAUGAAAACUGUCUAGAUAUCAGCUCUUAAAUUAAACUCUUAUGAGCUAUUAUUGUUGUUCUCAUUAUAUUUGUCCAAACAAAUA
Messenger RNA from Amphiprion ocellaris (clown anemonefish), 7158 nucleotides. RefSeq names its product slingshot protein phosphatase 1b (gene ssh1b). Gene Ontology annotation, molecular function: protein tyrosine/serine/threonine phosphatase activity; actin binding. The record is from RefSeq and is a predicted model, not a curated record. Gene Ontology annotation, biological process: negative regulation of actin filament polymerization; protein dephosphorylation; actin cytoskeleton organization. The coding region runs from base 355 to 2952 and encodes 865 amino acids. Lineage: Eukaryota; Metazoa; Chordata; Actinopteri; Pomacentridae. The transcript has 15 exons. Gene Ontology annotation, cellular component: cytoplasm.